AUUAAUAUCGAAGAAUGACGGAAGGCGUGGUCGCCAUCAAGGACAACAGAAAUGACGAUCAGAAUAAGAAGAAGGCGAAGACGCCAGGCAUUUUCGGCUUCUUCAAAGCUGCAAUGUUCGUGUUGCGUCAUCGUACAAAAGGAAAGCAGAAAGCUGCUCAGGUAACCGAUUGGAAGAAGCUGGUGGGCUCUAUGCGCCCUUUGCAUCUCCAGAACAACAACAAUAAUAGUAAUAAUAAUAAUAAUAAUACAUUAUACUGUGCCACGUCACCAUCUGCAACGAGUCAGUACGCUUCCGCUAACGAUCUCAAAUCACUAGAUCAGCUGGACACCACGAGCCAAUACGCUUCUGCAAACGAUCUCAAAUCACUGGAUGCCCCGGCCUCAUCGGGGACGAUGAGCCAGUAUGCCUCCGCAAACAAUCUCCAAGAGCUCGACGAACACGAGGAAGAGGAAGAUGAUCCUGACCAAGUCUUCGAUGCUAUUGGUGCUGACGACAUGAUCGAUGCCAAGGCUGAGCUCUUCAUCCUUCAGUUUUACCAACAAAUGAGGCGUCAAAACAUUGAUUCAAUCAGCGGCCAAUUCAAUUAAUUGCACGUCCAAGGAAAGCAAAAGACAAUAAGGCUAAGGCUAGCUAGCCCGUAA
Molecule: messenger RNA, 644 nt
Organism: Solanum dulcamara
Lineage: Eukaryota; Viridiplantae; Streptophyta; Magnoliopsida; Solanales; Solanaceae
Exons: 1
Coding region: 15-590 (191 amino acids)
Source: RefSeq, a predicted model, not a curated record